CCUCACGCCUGCGCACAAACGGCUGGCAAUUCCUCAAAUAAACGUCUCGCGUGAAACCAAUGGUAAAACUGUAGCAAAACAUCGCGUGCAAAUGCCAGAGUUUGUUGGAAGUUGGAUAAUCGAUGCUGGAAGCUACGUUGAGAAGUGCUGCGGGUUCUGCCCGCUUGGUGAUACUGUAGUGGUACUGCACUGAAGGGUGACAUGUUGGUUGGUGGGUGUCCCCUGGUCGCUUGUGGGAGGAAGCUCUUGUGGCGGCCACUGUCAGCUGCGGCCAGUGAUCCUGAGCUUUUGGCACUGUGCAACAGCUUCCCUGCACUUCUUGGCCGCAGAACGGGUCAGCCUGAGGACCUCUUCCAUGUGCAUACUGCUGCCCUGGAGAUGCUGGAGGAGCAGCUGGCCCACUGGCCUGGUGGCUGCCCACCGCUGGUGUUGGAGGCCAACGCAGGGCCUGGCUUGCUGAGCCGACAUCUGAUUGAAGGGGGCCGCUUGGCAUCACACCUGCGCCUGUUCGAGCACCGCGAAUGCUUCCUGCCACAGCUCAGGGCUCAAGUGUCAGCCUGGCCAACACGCUUGGAGCUGGUGGAGGCUGACCUGCUGCGCAUGCACAAUCGUGAGGAGCAACUACUGGCCGGCAUCACACCACGCCCCUGGACACAUGCACCAGAAGCGGUGCUGGUGGCAAGCUUGUCCCGUGUGCGUGAGGUGGGCUUCCUGCGCUAUGUGCUGCACCAGCUGCCCAUGGGUACCUCCCUGUUUGCCCUGGGGCGCCUCGCCUUCCUACUGUUCCUCAGCCACACCGAGGCAGCUCACAUCACGGCAGCCCGAGGCAGCAACUUCAGGCACUAUCGGGAUGUGAGCAUCCUUUACCAGCUCUUCUUCCACGUUGAUGUACUUGGCCAGGUAUCACGUGAUUAUUUCCUGCCGCCCCGUGGAGCAAAAGCUCAGGCUCCAUUGCAGUUGGUGCGGUUAGUGCCACGCAGCGACCUCUGGGAUUUGGCGGGCAGCCCGGAGCGCCUGCACGAGUUGGUGUUCUUUGUACGCCAGAACAUGGUGCGGCGCACCGCGUACGUGCUGCCAUGUCUCGAGAAAUGGAUCCCGGGCUGUGGGCCGCGGCUGCUCCGUGCGGGCGCCACGCGGGUCUUCGAGCGCAUGGGGGACUUGAGCCCCGAGCGCAUGCUCCGGCUUUUCCAGCUCUUCUCGGCACUGCCCGAGUACUCCCAGUCGGCGUUCGCCGCUGCCGCAGCGAGAGAGGGCUCCUGACGCGUGCUCGAAUUAUGCAUCCAUAUUUACAUUGCCUAAACGCGCUGAAGCAACUGAGUACAACGUUUGACGUGCUUGACUCUGACAGCGUAGACCAAGAGAUCGACACGCUGUUGCACCAAGUUGGAGUCUCGUUCGUAUCGACCGAAAAAGGAUUCUUAAGUAUUACGUCGGUCGCUGCUACGAGUUUGAAUUUAGGAGACUGUUUCGUCUUUCCAGGAAUACCUUCGAAAGCUUCGCGAGAAGGUUUCAAAGUUGAAUUUUUUAUGCGACGCUCGGCGGAGGAUGCCGACAAGUUCCAGCCAGCAGGGAAGAGAUGCCUAAAGCGCUUACCUAUUUUGGUUCUCAAAAUAGCAUGUACAAAAUCGCCGACACGUUUUACGUGUCUGAACCAUUCGUCUCAUUUUGUCUGAGCAGGGUGCUGGACUUCUUGUCCAGCAUAAGCUCUGAUGUCAUAUCAUGGCCCAUGGCAGCAGAGCGCGAAGCAUGCAAAGCACCUUUCUUGUCAUGGAGUCAAGGCAAGGGUUCUAGUAAUUCAGUUGGAUGUUUGGACGGAAGUCAUACGGAAAUCUUGAAACCAAAGGAGUCGUGAUCGUCGUACUUCAAUCGAAAAAAAUUUCCUUAUGUGAUACUGCAAGGCAUUUGCGAUGCAAGGAGCCGCUUCAUUGAUAUGUUUGUGGGCUUUUUGCCGUCGGCCCAGGACGACCGUGUCUUGAGGCACAGCCCCUUUUCUAAGGAUGCUGAAGUAAAGUGCGAUGGGGAUUACAAUCUUGACGAUGCAGCUUAUCUGCUGCUGCUUUGGUUGUUGGUCCCUUACAAAGAUUCUGGGGCUUCAACAGAUGGCACAGCCAGCAAAGGGUGGCCAUCGAACAUGCCUUUGGUAUCUUAAAACAGAGAUUCCGAAGGCUGUACUUCAUAGAGCAUGUGUGCUGCAGAACAUAUGAUGUGAAAGCGUAGAUGACAGUGAAAUUUCGGACAGCUACAUCGGCGGUACAACAAACAACUAGGACGAUUUUGCCAUCGCGAACAGCACCGCCAUCUGCGAGGCAUGCGAGAAACGAAUAAAAACAAUUGCAGAGGUA
Dermacentor albipictus is the source of this 2342-nucleotide messenger RNA. It is a transcript of the gene mtTFB2, whose product is annotated as mitochondrial transcription factor B2. NCBI's taxonomy places the organism in Eukaryota, Metazoa, Arthropoda, Arachnida, Ixodida, Ixodidae. Gene Ontology annotation, biological process: rRNA methylation; transcription initiation at mitochondrial promoter. Gene Ontology annotation, cellular component: mitochondrial matrix. The record is from RefSeq and is a predicted model, not a curated record. Gene Ontology annotation, molecular function: mitochondrial transcription factor activity; rRNA (adenine-N6,N6-)-dimethyltransferase activity.